AUGGUGGCCGUGUGGUCGCUGUGCACCUUGCUGUGUCUGGCGGCGCCGACUCAGCUGGAGGCGGCCCAGGUGCUGGGGCUGUUCCAGGCGGGAGGGCGCAGCCAGUGGGGGCUGGCCGAGACCUUCCUGAGGGCGCUGGAGCGGCGGGGCCACCACGUCACCGCCGUCACCACCUUCCCCUCCAGUCGGGUGGACGGCAACUGGACAGAGAUACUCAUACCACACCCAAUCACAGGUGAUUUCAACACCUUCGAAAUGUUGGUGUCUGAUUUUGUCGGAACGCUGAAGUUAUUUUCUGACGUUGCCGUCAUAAUGUGCCACUCGUUUCUGGGGGACGAAAACGUACAGAAUCUGUACAGAUCUGGAAAGAAGUUCGACGUCGUCGUACUGGAGCCCUUCCCCGCCGAGUGCCUGCUGGCGUUUGCGCACAGGUUCGGAGCGCCCGUGGUGGCGCUGUCCACCUUCGUAGGGACCGACUGGAUAGCCGACAUGGUGGGCAACCCCACCCCGUACUCUUACGUUCCCAACGCCUUCCUUCAACUUACAACACGCAUGAAUUUCCUCGAACGGGUACAGAACACCUUGGCUGGCAUAAUUCCAAGUAUAGUUCGGCAACUGUAUUACCUGCCAAAGCUUGAUGAGAUUGUACGAAUGUACCUGAAUGACACGGAAUUGCCGAAGUUGUCGGAGAUCGAAAAACAAAUAUCUCUGUUACUAAUUAAUUACCACUUCACGCACGGAUGUCCAAGACCACUUGUGCCAAACAUGGUGGAAGUUGGAGGUCUCCACAUAAAAACGCCGAAGGCUCUUCCUGAGGACAUCCAAAGCUUUCUGGACGGAGCAGAAUCCGGCGCCGUGUACUUCAGUAUGGGAACCAACGUGAGGAGCAGUGACUGGCCGGAGGAGAAGCGGGCGGCCUUCCUGAGGGUGUUCUCCAGACUGGAACAGCGCGUGCUCUGGAAGUGGGAGGCAGACUCGCUUCCAGGCCAGCCCCCGAACGUCAAGAUAGGCAAGUGGCUGCCGCAGUCGGACAUUCUCGCCCACAAGAACGUCCGCGCGUUCAUAACGCACGGCGGCCUGCUGAGCACGCAAGAGGCGACGGCGCGGGGCGUGCCGCUGGUGGCCAUCCCCGUCUUCCUGGACCAGAAGCUCAACGUGGCGCUCGCCUCCAGGCAGGGCUACGCCGUCAGGCUGGACGUCCACAACAUCACCGAGGCCUCCAUAGAGUGGGCGCUCACCGAGGUGCUCACCGUUCCCAGGUACCGUGAGAGAGCCGAACACCUGUCGCGCAUCUUCAACGACCGGCCGACGCACCCGCUGGACGAGGCGGUCUACUGGACAGAGUACGUGAUCAGGCACCAGGGGGCGCCCCACCUCAGGUCCGCCGCGCUCCACCUCUCGUGGUACCAGUACCUGCUGCUAGAUGUCGUCGCUGCGCUGCUACUCGUGUUCCUGGUGGUCAGUUUUGUGAUACGAGCUGUCAUCCGGCGUCUGUUCACAGUUACACCUCAUCCAACUGGAUUCGGAUCGCGUGAAAAAUUUACCAAGAAGGACUAA
This is a messenger RNA of Schistocerca serialis cubense, 1557 nucleotides long. Its product is annotated as UDP-glycosyltransferase UGT5-like. The record is from RefSeq and is a predicted model, not a curated record. Lineage: Eukaryota; Metazoa; Arthropoda; Insecta; Orthoptera; Acrididae. The transcript has 5 exons. Bases 1 to 1557 code for a protein of 518 amino acids. Gene Ontology annotation, molecular function: UDP-glycosyltransferase activity.